This is a messenger RNA of Halteromyces radiatus, 2300 nucleotides long. Its product is annotated as DNA replication factor Dna2-domain-containing protein. The transcript has 6 exons. The coding region runs from base 168 to 1865 and encodes 565 amino acids. Lineage: Eukaryota; Fungi; Mucoromycota; Mucoromycetes; Mucorales; Cunninghamellaceae. The record is from RefSeq and is a predicted model, not a curated record.
AACGACUACACAACGAGGAAGUUCAACGGGAUCCUGAUUUUACACACCAACUUUCUGACUGCAUUCCAGCUCGAUCUUUUGUCAAGACAACUGCAACUUGUGCAUCGACUUCUACUAACAAUAACAACCAUUGCGCCGAUGCCUCUCUACAAUCAAACGACUCUUCUAUGUUUGGUGAUGAUAUCCCAUCAGCUCUUUUGGAUGAAGUACUCAAUGUGUCCCAGAAGCAACCACCAGCACCAAUAGCGAUGGAUCACGUACAAAAUGAAGCAAACAUCAUGAUUGGACACUUACCGCAACAACAACAACAGCAGCAGCAGCAGCAGCUUCAACAAAAACAACACGACGCUAGUAGUAUCAAUAAGGAAAACUUCAAUUAUGACGAUGAUGACGACAUGUUUGGAGACGAUAUUCCGAUUGAGGACCUUGAAGAACAACUUGGAAUGGGUCGCGAUAUAUCCGUUCCUUCUGGAAGUGGACUACCUACAAUCAAUCGAGAAGGCCUGGAUGCUACGCUUGAAACCAAAUUCGAAACCUCUGAUUCAUGCUCAAAUAUUAAAGAUACAGCAACUGGUCAAAGAAAUAACUCUAGAUCAAGAUAUCAACGGUUUAUCAUUGUUGCUACCCGUUUGAAAGGAUACAUGGUCGAUGAUUCUCAACGAUUGGAAAGGGAAUUACUUCUUGUGGGUGAAGAACAUGAACAAGUUACCAAAGCAUAUUUGAGGCAAGAUUGGCUUCAUAUACGGGUGGCUGAAGGUGACGCUAUCAAUAUUGUUUUCACCAAUCGAAAUGGUCAUACGAAGAAUAAUUGGAUUAUCGAUAAUGAACAAAACUACCUUAUUCAUCAUCCAGAUCAUCUGAUCUCCUGUACAGCUGUGGCCGAAAGUUUUUUUUGUCUACGGAAAUCAGUACUUCAAAUGACUUCCAAAAGUAUCUCUGAAGUUAGCGAACCAUUGAUCCACGGUGCUAUCAUACAUGAAACUCUCCAAUAUUGUUUGAAACAGAAAGAUUUUACGACGACGGCCAUCCAAAAUGCCAUGAAAACUAUUAUAAAAUCGACCUUGGAUCCUUUAUAUGUAAUUGGACAAGAUGAAACAACCACAUAUGAACUUUUGACACCCCACAUUACAAGUAUACAAACAUUCGGAUCUAUCUAUGUUAGGCAAUACCCUAUACCUGCUGCUACUAUCAAGAGGGAUAUUGGACCAUCUGAUACGGAAUGUUCAUCUUUGGCGAUCCGUGAUAUUCUGGAUAUUGAAGAACACAUAUGGAGUCCUAUUUAUGGUUUGAAAGGGAUGAUUGAUGCUACUGUGGAAAUGAUCUUGGCUCCCAACAACAAGGUGCUGACCUUACCUUUUGAACUCAAAACUGGAAGGGCAAGUAGGCUCAUUAGUCAUCGUGCUCAAACUAUUUUAUAUACAUUAUUGUUAGGUGAUCGUUAUGAUUUUGAUGUCAAUGUCGGUGUGCUAUAUUAUUCCAAAACCAACAGUCUUUAUAUGGUACCCGCAAGUCAAUCUGAAAUAAGAUCUUUGAUUAUCGCAAGAAAUGAACUGUCAGCAGCAUACCAGCGACAAGCAACAGCAUUACCACCUAUGAUCAAGAACUUUCAUUCUUGUCAAUAUUGUACAAUGAAUGAUGCCUGUACGCUCUACCACAAGACAGUUGAGAGUGGAUCAGCAAUGACAAGUGGACUAGGACAAUGGUUCAAUGAUCAUACCGACCACAUCAAUGACAAGGCGGCCAUAUUUUAUCGACAGUGGAUUCAGUUAAUUUCUUUGGAGGAACAGGACUUGGACUAUCUCAGAAAAGAUAUUUGGAAUGAUUCAGCAAAAGAACGAGAAUUAUCUGAUGUCUCAAGAACAUGAUGAUUGUGACCACUCAAAACAACGAUAUAUUCGACGACCUGUAUACGUUUGAAAGGGAUCAAAAUGAUACUGACUGCAUACCUCUUUUGAGUACUGGCAUCAUGGUGGGUGAUAACAUUGUGAUUUCUUCUAUGGAAGGCGACUUACUUUUGGGAACAGGAAUGGUGACGCACUUGAAUGUCAAGACUAUUAGCAUCAGUUUGACAGCACCUUUACGACAUUCACCACGAAAAGAUGUGGAUUUUGAUCAAGACAACCGACAGGUUUUCAUCAAACGGGAAGCAACAAUGAACAAAAAGCAACAAUAUCAGAAUAUCAGAUAUCGAUUAGAUAAGGACGAAGCAGCUGUUGGAUUUGCAUUGAUGAAAUCCAAUCUAGUGACCUUGAUGACAAAAGAUUCCAAUUCUUCGGCAUUAGAUGACACUCGCAGCAAAC